AUGAAAUUGCUCCUUUUUCCUCUUUUAGUCUGCGCAUACAGCUCUGCGAUCCCCGAAGAAAAUGCAAGGACGAACGAGCGAGAGUGGAGACUCGCCCGCCUUCGGGAGAUCUCAUCAAAUGCGACCACAUCAAACGAUGUGACCGCUUUUCUCUACAUGAUUCUCCGACAACCUAAUGCUGCUAACUCUGAACCUCCGUUCAAGCUUUCUGAUACAGUGGCGGAAUUCGACGGAUCGGCUGCUUUUAUUACGAGGGCAAAAGAAAUCGGAAAAAAUUUGAAAGAAGCACUGCUUAACUCUGACUUUGAGGACGAUUUGAACGUCAAAGAACAGAUUGAUGCUGCUGGAAAUGAGCUCCAAGAGAUUAUUGAUGAAAUGUUCGCUGACUCUGGACUCGUAAGAAGCGAGCGAGAUUUCGUUGUGACUAUUAUGGGCACAGUUGUUGCUACAGUUAGUGCUCCUGUGGUAGCUGCUGGGGCUUUUAUCAUGGCUGGCUUCGUCUUUGAUUGGUGGUGA
Molecule: messenger RNA, 516 nt
Organism: Oikopleura dioica
Lineage: Eukaryota; Metazoa; Chordata; Appendicularia; Copelata; Oikopleuridae
Source: the annotation of a GenBank genome assembly